CUCGGCGAUGGCAGCCCCGCAGGCGCAUAAACGGCCGUCUGGAGGCUGAGCUGCGGCGGCUGCUGAGGCUGGUUUCCUCCGAGCUGCGGCUCUGGACUUCCGACUCGGGGUUCUCAGAAUCUUUAAAAUUAAAGUACGUAGAAAUGAAAAGAAAGGUAGUAAAAACUAGCAAGCUGAGAUUGAGUCCUAAUGAGGAAGCCUGUAUUUUGAAAGAAGAUUAUGAAAGACGACGAAAACUACGAUUGCUACAGGUUCGAGAACAAGAAAAGGAUAUUGCCUUACAGAUAAGAGAAGAGAUAAAACAGAGAAGAAACCAACAGUUUACUCGUUUGGCCGAAGAGCUAAGGGCAGAAUGGGAAGAAUCACAAAUUCAGAAAAUACAGAACCUGGAAAAACUAUAUUUGGCAAGUUUAAGAAACAUGGGAGGAGGACAUCGCCAAGCCAAAGAAAAUGAACCUGAUUUGGAUGCUCUGGCACAGCGGGCAGCAGAAAGGAAAAGAAAAGCAGACUUGAGACAUAAAGAAGCCCUGAAAGUACAGAAAAGUCAGAAGGAACUAUUAAUGAAACAAAAAACACGGCAUAUAAAAGCUCGAAAGGAGGCACUGCUUACAGAAAAGGAACGGUCUGCCAAGAUCACAAGUCUGCCAGCUCCUCCUCCACCUCUUUUUGAGAACAUUGAAGUGAAGAAAAUUUCUUCAUUGAAAACCAAUAGUUCUACUUACCAUCAUCUUUACACUUUCGUGAAUAGAGAGACAGACACAAAGCAGCCAGAUGCUCAUUUAGCUGCUGAAGAAGAAGCUAAAAGAUUGGAAGAACUACAAAAACAGGCAGCACAAGAGAGAAUGGAACAGUUUGAAAAGGCACAUGCACGAGGUUUCCAAGCAAUGAAAAAGAUCCAUUUGGCUCAAAAUCAAGAGAAACUAAUGAAAGAACUGGAACAGCUCCAACAAGAGGACCUGGCACGUAGGAGACAGACCGUAGCACAGAUGCCACCACAACUUGUUGAACUUCCGUACAGACGCAGUGAAAUGAAAGAAGACUGGCAGAGAGAGCUGGAGUUUGCCUUUGAAGACAUGUACAAUGCAGACAGGAAGGUAAAAGGAAACCUAAUUUUACACCUUGAACCUGAGCCUUUGCCCACUGUAAUGGAUCAAAUCCAAGAUGAUGAACUGGACCUUUCAAUGGAACAAGAAAACUUGGGUGAAACUGAAAACCUUCAAGUGAUGGAAGCUGAAUUGAUCUGUCCUGGUGAAAAAGACGUUCCUGUGGUAAUGAAGACACAACAGGUCCCUUCAAAAAUUCUUUUUAAAAAAUUAUUAAAUAAGAUCCGAAGCCAAAAAUCUCUCUGGACAAUUAAAUCCAUGUCUGAGGAUGAAAGUGAAGUGACUACGACUAUUAAUGAAAUUGAGAGUAAAGCACCAACAAUUGAAUCAGGGACCAUUGCCAGCGAAGACAGAACAUUAUCAUCUGGGCAGGAACAUGUUAUUGAAAGUGAUACACUAACAAUUGAGUCUGGAACACUUACCAGUGAAGAUAAACCACUUUCAUGUGCUGUUGACUCUGGAAAGGAACAAGAAAUAAAUGAGCCUCUCCCUGUCACAGCUGUAGCUCAGAGUUCAGUUCUACUUCAUCCUCAAGAAGAAGCAGCCAGAAUUAGAAUGUCAGCAAGGCAGAAACAGAUAAUGGAAAUAGAAGAGCAGAAGCAAAAGCAGUUGGAAUUACUUGAACAAAUUGAACAACAGAAGUUAAGAUUAGAAACCCACUGCUUCAGGGCUCAGCUGGAAGAAAAAAGAAAAACCACUCAACAGCAGACUGAGGUUGGCACUGCUCCAACAUCACGCACUCUGGUUUCUGAUGAAGACAGUCAUCGACAGAUGAUUCGUAACUAUCAGCAUCAGCUUUUACAACAAAACAGGUUACACAGGCAGUCUGUUGAAACAGCCAGGAAACGAUUACUUGAAUAUCAAACUAUGUUAAAAGGAAGGUAUCCAUCCACAUCAGCUGCAUCACUGAUACCUGAUUCUGUGACAUCAGUACAACCACAUAAAUCUGAAAGACCUACUUCUGUGUCAGAGCAUUGGGAUCAAGAUAAGAGAGCCAAGUUGAGUCCUAACAAAUAUCUAUCCCUAGAGAUCUCCAAAGUAGAACAAGAUCAUUUUCAGCUACCAGGACAAAGUCACUUUCCACAAAGACAGGUAGAAAUGACAGAAACAUUGAGUACUUCGGAUGUGUUUGCCAGACCGUCUUUGGAAUUGGAAGAACAUCUAAGACAAUUUUCACAGACUGAAACACAACAGAGAGACUAUAAAUUAAUCCCUAAAGAGUCUCUUAAGACUUUGUCACAUGAUAUGCUACCAAGAUUACAGGAUGCUGAAAAAAUACCUGAAACAUUUCAGGCAGCAUCUUUUCAAACCUUCGACUCCAAGCAAAUAUUCUCAGAGAGCAGUGAAAAUAUAUCUUCAAACCUAACCGAACCUUCUUCAUUCUUACCUCUGGUACCUGAGCAUUCCUUUAGUUCUUUGCCUAUUAAGGUUGAAUCUGGAAAAAUCCAGGAACCUUUUUCAUCUGCAAGCAAAAGUACUAUUUUUGCAAGCCAUUCAGUAAUUAGCCAAAUGUCUGAUAGGCCUUUGCCAUCCUCAAGGAAUGUCACAGCCCAGCAAGGUCAUUUGAAGGCUCUCCAAGAACAGUUAGACCUACAGAAGGAAGUUCUUCAGGCAAAACAGGAAGCUCAGGAACGAUUGCUUUUGUACAAACAAAAGGAAUUGGAAGAGCAAACUGACCUCUCUGUACCCCUUCCAUCAGUAGCCACAGGUUCAUUUGCUACCCUGCCUUCUGCCAAAACUGACUUAGGGAGAAUCCGGGAGUCUUCUCCCACCAAGAAUGUCACUACAGUUUCCUCAGGCCAACCUGUGGUCUCACGGCUUCAGGAUAGGCUUCUAAGUUUUUCUCAACCUAUCUUAUUGCAGCAAAAUAGCUUUGAAGUUCUCCAAGAACAGUUGAAUAUUCAGAGAGAUAGUCUUCAGGCAAGGCGAGAAGCCCAGGCGGUAUUGUGUGUAGAUGCACAGGGUGAAUUGGAUGGAAGAGCUUAUUCUGAACAGGCUGAGCCCUCUUCUCUCCCAUUUCAGGUAGCUCAGCAUACUUUGACUUCACUACCUUCUGCUGAUCCAAGAUCCAGAGAAACCCAGAAGCAGUAUUUGUCAAAGAGUGAGGAAGGGCUUCUCUCAAGCCAGUCUGAAAUCCCAGAAUCUCAAGAUGGAUCUCUGAGUUUUCUGGAGCAGUUCCUACCUCUACGUGAUAGUCCGAAGCUUCUCCAAGAACAGCUGAUUGCACAGAGAGAUACUCUUCAGGCCAGGCAUGAAGCUCAGGUGGCAUCACUUUUAUAUAGACAAAGGGAUUUGAGGGACAUUAAGUCUGAGCACACAGGUUCUUCAUUCUUACCAGUGCGUGUUCAGCAUUCAGUUGCUUCACAAGCUUCUGCUAAAGCUGAACCUAGGGAGGUUCAAAAAUUUUAUUUCUCUGAGAAGGAAAGUCUAAUUCCCUCUGGUCAUUUGAUAAUCCCCACUCAGCAAAAUUUGAUGGCACUGCAAGAACAGUGCCACAUGCAGAGGUCAAUGCUUGCUGCUAAACAAGCAGCUCAGGAACUUGUACUCAAACAAAGUGACUUGGAAAAGGGUGUUUCUUCCGAACAGACUGGCAUCUCUUCAUCCCUGUCAGAAGAAGCUGAAUCUGAAAGAUUCCAGGAAUUUAUGUCAACCAAAAGUGACAGUACAACUCAUUUAAGCCAUUCUAAGAUUCCAAGAUUUCGAGAAAGACUUUUGAGAUUUUCGCAGCAUAUGCUACCACUGCAAAGUAAUUUGGAGAAAUACCAAGAAUGGCCAUUCAAAGAGAAAUCCCAAGAAGAUGCAUCCUCUGAACAAACUACCUUGUCUUCAUUUAUUCCUCAGUUAGGACAGCAUUCAUUUACCUUACUACCUUCUGUUGACUCUGGUACAACCCCGGAACCUCAUUUAACAGAGAGUGAUAGUCAAGUUCCUUCAAGCCAUUUACAGAUCCCGGAAUUGCAGGAUAGGCUUUUGAAGAUAUCGCAACUUAUCCAGCCUCGACAAGUUAAUUUGAAGGCACUUCAGGAACAGUUAGCUACAGAGAGGAGAGCCAUCAUUCAGUCCAGACCAGAAACCCAGGGAGAAUUGCUUUUACAUGAACAGAGUGAGUGGAAGGGAAGAAUUUCUCCUGAGCAUCUGGGUACCCCUCCCUUAGCCGUGGUAGCACAGCAUUCAUUUGCUUCGUUCCCUUUCACAGAAUCGGAAAGAAGCCAAGACCCUUGUCCAACUAACAGUGAUGAUACAGUCUCCUCAAGUCCUUCCGAGAUACCAAGUUUGCCUGAUAGGCUGUUGGGUUUAUCAUAUUCUCUUCUACCGCAACAGGAUAAUUUUAUUGCAUUCCAAGAACACUUGAAUGCACAGUCAGAUUCCCUUCCUUUCACUGAGAAAACCCAGAAAGAAUUGGUCAUGCCCAUAACAUGUAAAUCUGAUGAAAAGAUACCUUCCAAGCAUUUUAUUCAGCCUCACCAUGGUGAUUUGAAGGCACUUCAGCAGCAGUUAGAUAUACAGAGGAAAGCCAUUCGAUCUAAACAGGAGGUCCAAGAAGAGCUGCUUUUGCAAAGAUUAAGUCAGUUGGAGAAAAGGGUGUCCUCUGAGCAGAUGGGCCCCUUUUCAGGCUUAUUCCAGGUAGGCCUGCCUGUUGCUGACUCUGAAAGGAGCCAACAGUCCAUCCCAACCCAAAGUAACGACACUGUUCCCUCAAGUCAUCUUGAGGCCUCCAGAUCACAAGAUAGGCUUUUGAGUUUAUCCCAGCCUGCUGUGCCUCAGCGAGAUAAUUCGACAGCACAGUUGGACUUAGAACAGGAAGUGAUGUAUUCUAAUGAGAAAUCCCAGGAAGAACUGCUGCUCAGCAGGCAGAGUAAGAUGAACAAAAGUGAAUCCACUGAGCAUGCUGUCCCCACUUCAUUUCUUCCCAAAGAAGCAGAGCAUUCAUUUAUUCCACUGCCUUUUGCUAAAGCUCAGUCUAAAAAUGUUCAUGGAUUUCAUUCAUCUGAAAGUGAACAUGUAGCUCUCUCGAGUGGUUCUUUGAUCCCAAGAUUUCAAGAUAGACUUUUGAGUUUUUCACAGCCUGUCUUAGCUCAGCAAGGUAACUUGGGACUUCAGAAGCAGUUGGAUCUACAGAGAGAGGUUCUGUAUCACAGUCAGAAAGCCCAAGAAGAACUGCGUGCACAGAGACAGAUAGCAUUGCAUCAGCAGGUACAGAGACAUCAGGACACGCUGAAGGAUUUCUUUAAAGACAGUCAGACAAGUAAGCUCACAGUUGAAAAUGAUUUAAAAGCUCAACAGCGGCAGCCCCAGCAGCUCAGAGAGUGGCUUCCUCAUAUCCGAGACUUGGCAAGAGACAAUCAGGAAAGCAGUCAUGCAGGCAGGAGCAACUCUGGUGGUAAUCAGCUGCUUUGGGAAGAUACAAGUACCAAGCAAAGCGGUGAACACCUGGAAAAAGAACUGGGCAGACGAUCCUCAAAGCCACCUGUAGCAAAAGUUAAAGGUGUAAUGGACCUAAACCAACAUGAACUUAGUGCUAUACAGGAAGUAGAAUCACCAGCAAGUGGCAGAACUUCUGUACUAGGUAAACCAGAUUUUUACCAAGACAGAGACCCUAUGAGGGUCUCAGUAAGCCGAGAACACAGUUUCCCUGGGAGUCCACUGACCUGUGAGCCAUCAGGAUGUCUUCAAUCACUUGCCGAGAACAUCCGUGGUGAUGACUAUGGUGACGAGGCAGUUAAGGUCAAGGAGUCUGCUGUUGAAAACCAUGCAGUAUUAAGUCAUGCUGUAGAAGAAGAGCAUACACAUCUGGGUCCAGCUAUACUGCCUGAUAAUAAGGCUGAAACACAAGAGAUUUCUCAUGAGCCAUUAUCUUCAUUAACUGUUUCUACUGGAAGCUUAAGUUAUGAAAACACAGAUUUAAGCCUUACAGAUCCAGAGUCAUUUUCAGAGCAUCUGGAUCCUAGGGAAGAAGAAUCUACUACAGGUAAAGAAGAAGAAACAAAUAUUUCAAGCUCUGUAUUUCUUUCAACACAAGUUAUUUAUCAACAGCAGAAUUUUUUAGACAUUUCUAAAUCCCUGUUGCCUGCAGUGGAAGAAUUUAUAUCUGGGCCCACACACUUUCAGCCAGUCAUAGACAUAAAUGAAACAGAUUUGAAACCUGAAGAAAAAGGCUCACAAGUUGACCUUGACUUCCCAGAAUUGGAACACAUUUUUCCAAAUUUGCAUCGUCAGCUUUUUAAACCCUUAGAACCACAUCCAGAUUUUGAUUUAUCAUCAUCAUCCUCUGGGAUUUCUCAAGACAACAGAGACUUUUACCAGAGCUCAGACUCUACAUCUGAAAGCCACCAUGUUACUGCAUCAUCCAGAAGUACAGUGUCUUUUCCUGCACCAAGGAGGGCCAGCCUGUACGCCUCUCUUAACACAAGCAUGAACCAGCAGCCUGACUCUGGUUUGGCUCUUGCUACAGCUCAGAGUUUUGUUACAGAAAAUACUGUUGAGGGAUCUGAACAAUCUUUUCAACAGCUUCUGCCAGAACUUUCUUCUCAGGAAGGAAGCCACCAUGCUGACCUACCAAGUAUUUUGAGCAUUGAAGCAAGAGAUGUUUCCCAAGACAUGCAAAACCAGAACUGCCCAUCUGAAGAGAAGACUGAAAUACUACAAAAUAAGAAAAAAAGUAUUCCCUUCCAGCUCUCUAUAGGCAAUUUAAGUUCAAUCUGUAAUUCAUCUGAUGAGGCUAAUACAUUUGAUCAGUUACAUGUACAGUACAGUACUCCAUGCGGUUCUACUUCUAGUGAGUGCUCAGUAAAACACCAACUAGAAAAGGAAAGGCUCGACUUUGAAGAAUUAUCGAAAAGAGGGGUUCUUAAAAUGUUAGAGAGUCAAGGACUUAUUGAAGAUGAUAAAAAUGGAACCUGUCCGAUUUUAAAUGCAAGCCCACAUGUAGAGGAAAUUGACUCUCAAUUAUGUGUAAGAACAGUGGAGAUGGGAACCUCACUUCAGACACCAUAUUUGUCAACUGUUCAAAAUGAAAAAUAUUUUGAGAAUUCAACUAAAACUGGAACUCCAAAAAUCAUAAAUCUAUCUCAGCUAGCACCAUCAGAGCCUUCUGUAAAUUCUGGAUCAUUUUCAUUUCAAAACUCUAUUCCAAUCUGGGAGACAGAAUCUGGGCAUGGCAUAAUGGAAGAACCAGAACUAACUUUAAUAAGCAUCAGUGACAUCAGUGUUACUGAAGUGGAUUUUGCAAACCUAACUCUUGAAGAGAAGAGAGAGAAUGAGGCAAGCUGUUUUCAGGUGCCUGGAUAUCCUCUUCCUGUAUUAGAAACAGAAACCUCCAAUGAUCCAGCUGAAUUAGAUACGGAGAAGACAGUGACAACAUCCACAGAAACGCUUCCAAAGCUUACAGAUACACCAGGGAGCUUACAAGAAGCAUUUAUAAAGAGAAAAAAGUCAUUUAUAGUGAGAUCAGCCCAGAGGCAGAAAGAAAUAAGGAAUAAAGCACGUGUCUCUGAAAAUUCUCAAUUACAAGCAGUUACACCAUCUACAGGUUCAUCUGUAAGUUGCCUAAAGGGUACAAAUAAAAUUAGAGUGUCCCUUCCUGAAGACAGAAAGAUGGCACAAACCGUCAUGCACCAAAGGGCUCUGAGAUUAUACAAUCAAUUAGCUGAAGUGAAACAGCAAAAGGAAGAGAAAGCCAAGCAAGAAGCUUAUGCCCAAAACAGAGCAAGGGCAAAAGAAUUUCAUAAGAAAACACUAGAAAAACUUCGAGCCAAAAACAAAAGUACAUGCUGAUUUUGAGGGUUUUUUUUAUGUAUAUAAGCAAAAUUAUUUAAGAGUCAAUAAAUUCUUAUUUAAGGAA
This is a messenger RNA of Tupaia belangeri chinensis (Chinese tree shrew), 7944 nucleotides long. RefSeq names its product centrosomal protein 295 (gene CEP295). Lineage: Eukaryota; Metazoa; Chordata; Mammalia; Scandentia; Tupaiidae. Bases 144 to 7877 code for a protein of 2577 amino acids. Gene Ontology annotation, biological process: regulation of centriole replication. The transcript is spliced from 30 exons. Gene Ontology annotation, cellular component: centriole; cytosol; centrosome. The record is from RefSeq and is a predicted model, not a curated record.